Mytilus trossulus (common blue mussel) is the source of this 465-nucleotide messenger RNA. RefSeq names its product serine/threonine-protein phosphatase 6 regulatory ankyrin repeat subunit B-like. The transcript is spliced from 7 exons. NCBI's taxonomy places the organism in Eukaryota, Metazoa, Mollusca, Bivalvia, Mytilida, Mytilidae. Gene Ontology annotation, molecular function: protein binding. Bases 1 to 465 code for a protein of 154 amino acids. The record is from RefSeq and is a predicted model, not a curated record.
AUGAGUGUUAUGAAGGAUAUAAUGACAAGUUGGGAUGAGAAUCUUCUUACAGCUGCAGAGAAUGGGAAUAUAAAAGAGGUAGAAUUAUGUAUAAAGAAGGGAGCUAACUUGGAAUGUAGAGAUCGUAGAGUUGGAAGGACACCAUUAAUGUGGGCGGCUGGGAGAGGACACCUGGAGGUGGUGACUUACCUGGUCACUCACGGCAGUCAUUUAGAAGCUACAUCUAUGGGAGGAAUGACACCAUUUAUGUUGGCGGCUAUGUACGGACAACUGGAGGUGGUGACUUACCUGGUCACUCACGGCAGUCAGUUAGACACUUCAGAAACCAGGCAUGGAGAAACAGCUUUACAUUAUGCUGCUAGGAAUGGACGGAUUGAUAUAACAAAAUGUUUAAUAGAUCAAGGAUGCAGUCCUUGGGUGAAAUCAAAACAGGAUAUGUUACCUCAAGACUAUGAUCUAGAUUAA